AUGGCGCAAAGGAAAAAUGUAAAAGAAUUGGCAAGAAAGUUUGUCGAAACGUUGGCAAUAUUUCGUCGGAGUUUAAUUUUUCAAACCAAAGAGUUUUUUCAAAACUCUACCUUACAUGGUGUGCGUUAUAUUGCUGAAACGGGUCGACCGGUGGGUGAAAAAUUUAUGUGGUUUUGCUUUACAACAAUUGGUGCUGUGACUGCCUUGGUGAUUAUUAUGAGUUUGUGGGAGAAAUUUCAAACUAAUCCAACAAUCACUGGCUUGGACACAGAUUUUCAUAAUCAAAAUGUUGUUUUCCCCAGUACCAUCGUCUGUCCAGAAAUACCUUUCGAUCAUGACAAGGCGUACGAUUGGGCAUACAAAACAUUAUCAAAUUAUGAUCAUCCCACAGCGACGAUGAUAGCACCAUUUCUGGAACUUUUAACAUCUCUCAACUUCGAUAAUGUGAAUGAAGCUUAUGCGCUGUCUACAUCAGUGCCUGCAAAUGUUUUAAAAGAGAUAAAUUUAAGAGAAGCAGCCUUUAAAGCAAGUGUCAGCUGUGAAGAUACUUUGAGCGAAUGCAAAUACCGUGAUGAGCCCAUAACCUGUUGUACGCACUUCGAUACAGUUUAUACCGAGCAUGGCAUGUGUUUCGCUUUCAAUAGCCGUUUCAAAUCGGAGGAAAAAGAAGAUGUCAACGGAGCAGCACCACAUGAUCUUUAUGAGACUGAUAAAAAGUGGGCUUUAUACUUCAUACCGAAUGGAACAGCAAAAGUUUUUAUAUUUUCGAAUGAAGAAUAUUUUGGACGUGAUUUCAAUGCACAAAUCGAAUGGGAAGAUAAUCAAAAGGUAGAGGCUCGUAUCUCCAAAAAGAAUACCUAUACCACAGACGAUGCCAGGCAACUUACAAUUGGUCAACGGAAAUGCAUAUUUUAUGACGAGGUCAAACUGCAAUACUUUCCCGAAGGUUACACAUUUUCAUCCUGCAUGAAGGAGUGUCGCAUGAAGCAAGCUCUAAAAUUCUGUAAAUGUAAUCCACCGUUUUAUAAGCCAAUACCGUAUGUACCCAUGUGCGGCAUAUCCGAUUUGUUGUGUCUGGAGAAGAACAAGGCUAAUAUUACGAAUAUUAGAAAUUGUAUGCAUUGUGAAUUGAGUUGCUCGAAAACCGUGUUUAAUAUAGAGAAAUUAAUUAAAAAUACCGAAAAAACAGAUGAUACUGGAGUUUUAGUGGAGUUUCUUACUUGGCCCAUUAUAAGAUAUAAACGUGAGGUACUUUUCGGUUGGGUGGAUCUUCUGGUGUCAUUUGGCGGUAUAGCGAGUUUAUUUCUAGGUUUCUCAUUGCUAUCUGGUGUUGAAAUAAUUUAUUACUUCACGCUGAGAGCUUGCUGUAUGGUGUACAAGAACAGACAAGAAUUGUAUGAAAUCGAAGAGGAAAUCAAGCGUAGGCCACCACCGCCCAUUAAUCUUUCACUACGAAUAAUGCCUUAUGUUUCAAAGCCUCUACUACCUGCGACAAACCCAGAUGAUAACCAAAUUCGAAACAAUUUGAAUGGCAAGCAUUUCAAUGGCAAACCGAUUAAUUUAAGCAAACGAAAUAAUUUUAACACGAAUACAUCACAAAAUGUCAAAGAAUUGAGUAGACGUCGCGGAGGUGAUAUGGACUACAGUGGAUAUUCGAAAUCGCUUUACAAAUCUGCGAAAAUAAUACCACAGUACCGCAGUGAUGCAAACAAUGAGUGGCAAUAUGGACAAUAUCUGCCCUAAAUAAUUGU
Molecule: messenger RNA, 1751 nt
Organism: Ceratitis capitata (Mediterranean fruit fly)
Lineage: Eukaryota; Metazoa; Arthropoda; Insecta; Diptera; Tephritidae
Gene: ppk23
Product: sodium channel protein Nach
Exons: 12
Coding region: 1-1743 (580 amino acids)
Biological process (GO): sodium ion transmembrane transport
Cellular component (GO): membrane
Molecular function (GO): ligand-gated sodium channel activity
Source: RefSeq, a predicted model, not a curated record